GAAGGGAUGGGUAGCGAUGGUGAUAGUGACGCGGCUGGUGGGGGUAGCGGGAAUGGCAGAGAUUUUGAACUCUACCGCCCUCUAUGAGGCAACUCAUGGAGUUAGCGCAUGCUGGAAUGCCUCAGGUGCCCUGUACACCACCCCGAACAUCACGAGCAGGUGCAUGGAAUGUGAAAGAAUUGUUAUCAAUCAAAACGCCCUGUACAGCUUGUGUCAGAUCCGAAACACUGGACAGCUCCAAAACGAUUAUAAAAACACCAGUUCCAUUCAAGUGUAUCCUCGAAAACAAGCGAUUCAGGAAUGUGCAUUUGAUCCGUCUUGGGGUCACAUGAGAAACGAGGAUUUCUUGAGCAAAGUGCAGGAGCUGUUGCUGCACCAGGCGCUGGGUCCAAGUUGUCUACAACUUGCUGAAUACCUUUGUCUGAAAUUCUCAGGCAGCAUGCAGAUGACAAUCUUGAACAACACGGAGUGUUGCCACAUAUCAGGGCUCGCAGACUCAUGGACGAUAACGGACCCCGUCUUGUUCAAUUGCUGGUGUGGCUCCGGUUUCAGAGCUGGGAAGGAACAAUGUGACGAUGGAAACCUGGCGGUGAACGGGCUGGUGGGAGGAAAUAUCUACACUGAAGGAUGCAAUACAAAUACCUCCUCGUGCCCAACAAGCAAUAGUCCUCUAUUCGGCUACAGUCUGCGCACUAACGACGGGUGCAACGAGUUCUGUCAGGUCGAGUCAAGCUCGGGAUGGAGCUGUUACAGAGACCCAGCACCGGCGGAUGGAGGAUGGAACCCAGAUAUCUGUGUCUGCGAUUGCAACUGCAACUCUCCGUGCACUUGUCAGGAUGCAAAGCAAAAGACCCUCUGUGGAAUAAAAGGAGACGGAAGCAAGUUCAUCCCCGAGCUGCAGUCGGUUAUCACCUGUUGCUUCUGAUCCUCAUCCAUACAUGUUGCUUGCCCAUCUUUACAGUCUUUGAAAUUCACAUGUGAUCCUGCGGUUGACGCAAGAUUGUGUUAUUCACUUCUCCAUUCCACACUUUUGUAAGAUAAUAUAAACUCGUUAUUCAC
This is a messenger RNA of Guillardia theta CCMP2712, 1059 nucleotides long. RefSeq lists its product as hypothetical. The coding region runs from base 17 to 925 and encodes 302 amino acids. Lineage: Eukaryota; Cryptophyceae; Pyrenomonadales; Geminigeraceae. The record is from RefSeq and is a predicted model, not a curated record. The transcript has 13 exons.